Messenger RNA from Setaria italica (foxtail millet), 3789 nucleotides. RefSeq lists its product as uncharacterized. Lineage: Eukaryota; Viridiplantae; Streptophyta; Magnoliopsida; Poales; Poaceae. Bases 230 to 3322 code for a protein of 1030 amino acids. The transcript has 16 exons. The record is from RefSeq and is a predicted model, not a curated record.
GCCUUCCACCCCCCGAGCCGCCCUCCUCUCCCCUGCCUCCCCUCCCUCCCCUGUUCUCGCGGAAGGAUUCAAAUCAUCCCCCGCACCGCCGCCGCCUCCGCGCUCGCUCGCUCGGCGUCACAGCCCUAGCCUAGCCGCCGCCGCCACCACCACACCCAAUUUCCCCUCGCCGCCCCGAGGGGGGAACCCUAAAUAAACCCCACCGCCGCCGCCAAUUUCCGCGGCGGCGAUGGACUUCUACUCGGACGACUCGGACCCGGACAUCGACGAGGACCUGCGGGAGGACCUCGACGCGCUGCGCCGCUCCUGCAUCCUGUCCGGGGCCGACCCGGACGCCGCGGUCGCGCAGGUCUCCUCCGGCCUCGCCGGGCCCUCCACCCCCGCCCUCGCCGCGGCAACGACGACCGCGGCGGCGGGUAGCAAUGGCUUCUCCUCGGACGACGACGACGAGGAGGAGGACGAGGACCUGGCCCUCGUCCGCGCCAUCCGCGAGAACCUCCACCGCCUCAAUAAUAAGGCCUCGCCGCCGCUCCCGGACGCCCCGGGGGGCGGCGGCGACCGACGACGAGUCGUCGCCGCGCCCGAUCUGCACGGUACUAAAUUCACAAUUCAGCUUGUGCAACGUCUCGGUUUUGAUUUACCUAAUGUAGGUACCUCCACUUCGUCACCGAAGGCCAUGAAACCUGAGGCGUCACAGGGAGUGCACGGUGAACUUUUCGUGGACAGGAAUGAUGACGAGUCUGCUGCACAGAAGCAGAAUGCAAAGGCUCAUAAUCGGACUGGGUUUCCAAAAGCCGCGCUAUUGUUAGUGGAUGCUCUCAAGAAGAACAGAGCAUGCCAGAAGUUAAUUAGAAGAAAAUUGAUAAACAUUGAAGCGAAAAUUGAAGAAAAUAAGGAUCUUAGGGAUCGCGUAAAAUGCCUUUUGGGUUAUCAAUUAAGCUGCAGAAGAUCAGCUGGCAGAUCUUUAUCCCAGAAGGAGGAUCCUCGUAUCAGAUUGAUUUCCUCUAGGAAACCAACUCAGCUUUCUGAAAAGAAUAAUAACAGAAAGAUGCCUGCACUAUUUCUUGGCCCAGCUGAGAAUCCCCGUGUUUCAAAGUAUAGAAUGGUACUGGAGCAAUUCCCGAUGUCAUUUAAGAAGCAGCCAUGGUCAGAUGCGGAGAAAGAUAAACUUGCCAGAGGAAUAAAGCAGCAAUAUCAAGAAACGUUGAUUUUAGACUCGCUGAAUAAUGGAAGUGCCAUUGGUGACUUCAGUGCUGUUGAUAUGGCAUAUGCACUGACAAAUGGUGUUGGUAAUUUUGAGGUGACUCCGGAGAGUCUUAGAUCUGUCCUACCAUUAAUAAACUGGGAUAAAAUUUCUGCUAUGUACCUGCCUGGUCGAUCUGGCGCUGAAUGCGAAUCGAGGUGGUUAAACUGUGAUGAUCCAUUGAUUAAUCUUGAGGCCUGGACUGCCCAGGAGGAAACAAAACUUCUACUUAUUGUUCAAGAAAAGGGACUGUACAACUGGAUUAACAUUGCAGCUACAUUGGGUACUUACCGGACUCCUUUCCAAUGUCUUGUUCGUUAUCAACGAAGUCUUAAUCCCCACAUAAUUAACAAGGCCUGGACAAAAGAGGAAGACCUUCAACUUCGAGCUGCUGUUCAUACCUUUGGUGAGAAGUGGCAACUUGUAUCAGCCAGCCUGGAUGGUCGCACUGGCAGUCAGUGCUCUAAUAGGUGGAGGAAAACCUUGCACCCUACAAGGACCAGAGUGGGAAGAUGGCAUCUGGAUGAGGACAAACGCCUCAUGGUUUCUGUCAAGCUAAUUGGAUCUGGCAGCUGGAGUAAGAUUGCUCCGUUUAUUCCUGGCCGCACACAAACGCAAUGCCACGAGAGGUGGUGUAAUAUUCUUGAUCCAAGUAUAGAUCUUGGGAAAUGGCGGCCUGAAGAAGAUACCAAGUUAUUGGCUGCAGUAUCUGAGUUUGGGCCUUGCUGGUCUAAGAUUGCUAUGAAUAUAAUUCCCGGCCGUAAUGAUAAUAUGUGCUCUAGACGAUGGAAUAAACUUUGUAAACAUCACCUGCCUGCAGUUAAAGCAGCCAUUCAACUAAAGAAAUCUGUUUUUCAAACCAAUUUUGUUGAUAGAGAAAAAGAGCGGCCUGCAAUUGCCCCCAGCGACCUAAUAUCACUUGUGCAAUCAAAAGGUGACGAAUCUGGUGAGAACACAAGAGAUAGAUCUAGAAAGCAAACCAAAGAAAACCUAGUUGCGUCCAAUAUUGUCAACAGUUCAGCUGCUCCUGAUUGUGUUGCUGCUAAUACUGUUUCAAACACCAGUUCAAGAAGACCAAGCAGAAAAUCAACAGGAAGAAGAUCGAAAAAGCAAAAUGAAGAGAAUGUUGCUGUGCCUGAUGGUCUCAACGAUUUAUCUAGCAGCCGUAGUAGAUCCAGGAAGAGGAAAUCUACUAGUGGCAGCAAUGCAGCUGUACAAAAGAGAAUGAGGGGAUCUAUCCCUGUGGGUAAUGAGGCUGUUCCAAUCGAAUUGAGGGGCACUGUUAGUGCUGAUAAUGAGGUAGGAACAAAUAGAAUAAUGGACCCUCUGUCUGUUGGUGUAGAGGGAGUAGUCAAAAAGAGAACCAGGGGUUCAAAACCAGCUGGCAAUAAUGCAGCUUCACAGAAGAGAAUGAGGGGUUCCAUCCCUGUAGGUAAUGAGGCUGUUCCAAUUGAAGUCAGUGCUAAUGAUGAGGUAGGAACAAAUAGAAUGAUGGACCCAGCGUCUGUCGGUGAGGAGGGGGUAGUCAAAAAGAGAACGAGGCGUUCGAAACCUGCUGGCAGUGAGGGGGCUGCCAGAAAGAGGAGGUGCACUAUCAGUGCUGAUAAUGAGGCAGGAACGAAUACGAGGGACCCUGUCUCUGGUGAAGAGGAAGUAGUAAAAAAGAGAAAGAGGCGCUCAAAACCUGUUGGCAAUGAGGGGGCUGCCAGAAAAAGGAUGAGGGGCUCUGUCUCUGUUGGUGAUGAAGGCGUAGUCGAAAAGAGGACGGGUUCUGUCGCCACUGAAAAUCAUGGCGAUGUCACGAAAAGGAAGAGAGCACCAUCAAGGAGGAAAUCGGCUGAAGAUAAUUUGACAACAGAGGGUCCGGCGAAUGCUACCCCUGAGUUGGGCCUUCCUAGUGCACCUUCUGAAGAAAGAGUUGUUGAUGCUGGAAAUAUGGAUAAAGGGAAAAGAAAGUCAACCCCAAGACCCAAGCAUAUAAACAUCGAAGGGGAUGCUGAUAAACACUCCCCAUCUGCACGACUUGCCAAUUGCCUGUCGUUUGCCCGUAUGAAAGGAAUCAACAGGAACAAAAGAUGAUUGAUGUUGAGAUGUAAUGUUGACGAGAAUUGCUGCACUGCAAAGAUGUUAAUGUGACAAUUUGAAAGCAAUGCCUGAAAGGGUCUAGUUUCACCAGUGAAGUUGAUUUUUUCCUCUGGAGAUUAGUCAGUGCAGGUGGAAUGUCCAAAGGAUGGUGCCGAACAAGCUGGAGUAUCAUUAGGCACAGUGCCUUGUGCGCAGCAGAUUUCCUUCCGCAAGGAGUCUUGUUCAAACAGAACCAAUGGCCCCUGGAUGUGAUCAGUCGAUGCCAAACUGGUAUUUCAUACACAGUUAGUUGUAACUUGUAAGUGCUUGCAAAGAGUGUCACAUAAGCUUGGCUUGAACUUGACAUACCAUUUGAUACAUGCUAGUUGCAACUGAAUUUCAUUACCGUACGACUUUGUGGUUGGAGACCCGGCAAGUCGUUCCAGUUGGUAAUCGACGUUUAGUGCGUUAAUUGCGGCUCA